AUGGCGACCAGCAUUGACAAACCUGCGCCGAAGGACAUGUCCCAUCUCUAUUCGCGGGUCACCAAGCGUCGACUUCCCAACCCAGGAUACUUUCCGUAUGACACGCUGGAAGCAUCCACGGCGCUCCCCGAUCGGUUCAAGCCCACGCCCAACAGGCCUGUCGAUCCCCCCGCGUCUGAGACUGCAAAGAUAUGUCUCUCAGAAGCUCCAACAGCCUCGCGCGUUCUUGUUCCCCACGAUUCCGCCGAACCAAACCUCCUGCGCAAGAUCGACCUGACCACCGCUCUGCAAUAUGGCACCGCUCAGGGAUACCCGCCCCUCUACAGUUUCAUACGAGCCUUUGCACGCACAAAUCUCCAUCCCAAUGUGCCUUACAAGGACGGACCAGACGUGAUUUUGACCUGUGGCUCUACUGAUGGAUUUUCGAAGGCGCUUGAAUGCUUCAGCAACAUCUGGGACGAGGAAAGAGAUUGGAUUCGAGAACGUGAGGGCAUACUAUGCGAAGAGUUUGCGUACAUGAAUGCCAUUCAAGCCGCUCGGCCUCGAGGGCUCAAUGUGGUCCCAGUGGCCAUGGACGACGAAGGAAUGGUUGCGUAUGGCAAGGGAGGACUGCAGGAAGUCCUGGUGAACUGGGACAAAAACAAGGGCAAGAGACCACAUUUGAUGUAUACAGUGACAAUGGGCCAAAACCCAACCUCUGGAUUACUGUCACUAAAAAGGCGGAAAGAAAUCUAUGGCCUGUGUUCAAAAUACGACAUCAUCAUCAUCGAAGACGAUCCGUACUGGUACCUGCAAUAUCCUUCGGCAAAUGAGCUGUCCAUGAGAAACAGAGGUCAACUUGUCUCGGAGAACUUCCCCUCGGACAGCUCAUACAACUACAACACCGCCUCCGGUGGCAAAUCCAGUGGCUUUCCGUUCUUGGAUAGUCUUGUCCCUUCAUACCUCUCGGUUGAUGUGGAUGGAAGAGUCGUCCGACUAGAUACUUUCAGCAAGACAGUUGCUCCGGGCUGUCGGUUAGGCUGGAUCACAGCCCAGCCUGAAGUGAUUGAGAGAAUCCUGCGUAUCACCGAGACAAGCACCCAGCAACCCAGCGGAUUCGUUCAGAGUAUGAUUGCGGAACUCAUCAUCGGACCCUCCCACGACGGCGAUCCCGGUAAAGGAGGUAGCAAGGAUGGUAGGGGAUGGAAGGCGGACGGCUGGGUUCGAUGGCUCGAAGGCUUACGGGGCAAUUACGAACGACGAAUGCAGAUUAUGGCGUCGACUCUGGAAGAGGGGAAAUAUCUGAUUCAAGAGUCAAAGCCGAAAUCAAACGCCUUUGCGCCUGAUGACCUUGAAUACGAAGUGGUCCACAAGACGCAGCUAUACGAUUUUGAUUACCCUAUGGCUGGCAUGUUCCUUUGGUUGCAUGCACGAUUUGAAACACAUCCUCUCUUCAACGAGGUCGACCAUCAACGACUUUCCCAAGCGCUUUGGGUGUGGCUUACGACCGAGCCGUACCUUGUUCUGCUGGCCCCUGGAAGCAUGUUUUGCCCUACGCCCGAAAUCAGAGAGGAGAAAGGUUGGCAAUACUACCGACUCUGCUUUGCCGCGGUGGAUGAUGAUGUGGUGCGCAAGCAUACCGAAAACAUUGUGGUAGCAUUCCGGGAUUUCUGGGUCAUCGACGAUGUCAAGGUGAUUGACAAGCUUCUGGAAGAUGACGAGGAUGUACAGAGGAGAUUCGCUGAACUGGCGAUGCAAAACCAGGGGGCAUUUGCGGUGAAUCCGAUCAUGUGUUGA
Fonsecaea pedrosoi CBS 271.37 is the source of this 1776-nucleotide messenger RNA. RefSeq lists its product as uncharacterized. NCBI's taxonomy places the organism in Eukaryota, Fungi, Ascomycota, Eurotiomycetes, Chaetothyriales, Herpotrichiellaceae. The record is from RefSeq and is a predicted model, not a curated record. The transcript is spliced from 4 exons. Gene Ontology annotation, biological process: biosynthetic process. Gene Ontology annotation, molecular function: transaminase activity; pyridoxal phosphate binding. Bases 1 to 1776 code for a protein of 591 amino acids.